This is a messenger RNA of Leptonychotes weddellii (Weddell seal), 3751 nucleotides long. The record is from RefSeq and is a predicted model, not a curated record. Lineage: Eukaryota; Metazoa; Chordata; Mammalia; Carnivora; Phocidae.
CCCUCUCCCCACCUGUCGCGGGUGGACUUUGGGGCGGGUGGUAAGCAGAGGAAAGGGGUUUCCAGGCGGGCGGCAGCCAGACGUUGAGCAGGCGGCCCCAUUGUGAAGCUGCCAAACUCUCUCUAGUGGUGGAAUCUGCAAAUCUGCCAGCGAGGCGAUGGGAACAUGAAGGGAAUGAUGGCCCCGUCCUUUUCCCCUUGCAAAUGUUCCACAUCCUUAGGGUCUUCCUGCUUCUCCGCCCACAUCAGUUUGUACCCGGGUGGGUUAGUGGUCUGUGUCGAGCCAAGAUGCUGAGAGGGUAUGCGUAUGGUUGUAGUGAACAGGUAAAACUGGGGCUGGGAACUUUCUAAUCACUUGAGCAAGAAUGGAGGCAGUAGCAUUUUACUGCAUGCUCACUACUCCUAGCCGAGAGAGCAAUUCUUGCACAACAUUUCUGACGUUAGGAGAACUCUUUAUUUUACAUUGUUUUUCUCAGAUGAGCCACCCUACAAUUUAGAGUUGUUAGUUGUUAGAGGAAGUUACACACUAAGGGAGAUAGAAGUGAUCUCUUCCGAAAGUUUAUUUUUUCAGUGAUUUCAAAAUACAGUAUUGGUUAUUACUGCAGAAGCGUUUGGUACUUUAUUAAUUCAAGACCAAGAUUUAUGCUUACACAAUUAUGUUUAAUGAAUGUUUCACAGAUUUCAGUGUUUCUGUGAUGUAGCUAUGUAUGCAUUAUAAACUCAAUAAAAUGACCAGGAUGAAAUAUUAGGAUUGAUGAGCCCGUAGACCUUUUGAUUUGCUAGGAAAGGUGUAUACAGUAUGCUUCUGUCAUUUUAGUAAAUUGCAAGUGAGACUGUUUAAUAGUGACUAUUCUAGGACAUAAGAUAUAUGCGGUAUUUAUUGACCUUGCAUAAUAGCGAAUUUGUUUACUUUGUAUAAUUUUGUAUCCUUUGGAGAGCUCUUGUACACCCUUAAAAGUAUUUAGUGUGAUAGGAGUAACAAAACUUUACAUACAGAGUUGAAAUUUGCUUUGCUGUUGCUGAUUUAUUUAUAUCCUCUGGGGAAAAAAAUCAGCUCUUUUCCUUCAGGGAGAACUCUCGAUUCAUCACCAGCCUAUCAAAAUAAGUUCCUGGAUUUAAGCUUUCAUGUGGAAGGAGAAAGGGUCCAUGAUGUAGACUGGCUUCGUACAGGACUCUGUAUCUGGCGUAGAGCAGAAAAAAUAUUAUGCCUGUGUUCUCUUGGGACUCAUUGGACAUUGUACAGUGACAUCUUCUGGGAUUUAGUCUGGAGUGUGCCGCCUGGUGCCUAAAAUGGAAGUCGAUGUUAACGGAGAGUCCAGAAGUACCCUGGCCACGCUGCCCUUGCCUGUGGCCGAGGCGAGCUCCCCGGGCAAGGCAGAAGCAGAAAAGCCCCGCUGCUCCAGCACGCCGUGCUCGCCCAUGCGCCGGACUGUGUCGGGCUACCAGAUUCUCCACAUGGACUCUAACUAUUUGGUUGGCUUCACAACUGGUGAGGAACUCCUGAAGUUAGCCCAGAAGUGCACGGGAGGUGAAGAGAGUAAGGGAGAAGCUGUGCCUUCCUUGCGCUCCAAGCAGCUGGACGCAGGACUUGCGCGUUCCUCCCGUUUGUAUAAAACCAGAAGUCGGUACUACCAGCCAUACGAGAUCCCGGCUGUCAAUGGCAGGAGGCGAAGGCGGAUGCCCAGCUCAGGAGACAAGUGCACUAAAUCUUUACCCUACGAACCUUACAAGGCCCUCCAUGGGCCUCUGCCUCUUUGUCUUCUUAAAGGUAAGAGGGCUCACUCCAAAUCUCUGGACUACCUCAAUCUAGAUAAAAUGAACAUCAAGGAGCCAGCUGACACAGAAGUGCUCCAGUACCAGCUUCAACACCUCACCCUCAGAGGGGACCGUGUGUUUGCCAGGAAUAAUACAUGAGUGACGUGCAGAGAGUGUAAACCAGUUUAGGGCAGCCUCCGCUUGGCUGGAAAAACCCACUGUCGUUCUCUGUACAGGACUCUUCACGUUUUAGAUGGUUAUAUCAGCUAAGUGUUCCUGGAACAUAAAAAUUGUUUGGAUCAAAUUUGAAUACAGGAAUGAAAUCACAGGUACUUGGGGGGAAAUCAUUCUAGAGCACGCAACUGCAAAGAAAACAAUGUUGGCCGUUAGUUUGUAUAGCUUUUUAGCUAGGAAGAAAAGGCUUUGGUACAGUAAUGCCAUCUUUAUGAUUCUGACACUCAAAUUGGGAAUGUUAUCUGCUUGGUUGUUGCUGACUUGGUAUGAUUCAUUAGAAAUUUAUAUCUUUAAGUACUCAAGUACUUCUUUAAUCUCUGUAUUUUACUAUAAAAUGUAUGUAAAAUGAUUUGUUUUAUGAAAUUUGGAACUUGAACAAUGCUGAAUUGGACCACUUUUUAUUUUUAAAUAUUGAGUUUAAAUAUUUUAUAACUGGUUUUGCACUGAAAAAAUUAACAUUUCAGAUUGACAAGAGAAUAAUCUUUCUUCACUUGCCUCAGUAAUACUAUUGAGCAAUGGAUUUUUUUAUUUCCGCAUGGAAAGUUAUUGAUCUCUAUGGCUGUAAAAUAUUUCUUUAUAGCAUUAUUAAAGUGUGUCUUAAUACAAUUAAAUUUGGGAUACAAAGUAUUUAUUUUACAAUGGGUGGGGGGAAGCUUUUCCAGAAGGUUUCCAAUAUGACGUUUUCAUAAGUUAAAAAAAGUUUCCUUAGUGCUUACUUUCUAAGUUAAAAAUUCAUCUGGAACUUUAAAAUGGAAAGGAUUCUUUUAAUUGUGGAUGAUAGGCAUAAUACUGUUUGCAUCUGAAUGUUCUGUAAGUGAAUGAAACUUUAAUAGAAGGACUCAUGAUUUCUACUAUUGAAUGCUUAAACUAAGUAUGAAGUGAUACCAUUCAGCAUGGCCUCAGGUCAUUCCAGUUUUAGUUCUGUGCAACUCAAGCGCUCGUUGAAAUUCCAGUUUCUAGGAUUAGUGUAGGAGCCUAAAGUGCUUCUACGGUUUUAAUGGGUUAAUCCUGGAUUACUUAACAAUUUAUGUCAAUUGCACUGGUUUAAUUUGUUGCUAAAGGAGUAACGCCCUGGCUUUAGUAACAAAUACAGCUCAACUAUUCUUGAAUAUAUUUUGAGAAAAAUGUAUGUACCUUAACCUUUUGUAAAAGUUUCUGUUUCAUUUUUUUCUUUUUUGACUCUUGAAGGUGCAAUUUAUUACUGAAUUGGCAUCUCUGGCAGCAUAGAACUGCUGAUUUUAAAUUUUAGUUUGGGGGCUGUGAGUUUCUUAGGUGUUUGCAGUCUUGCUUAUAAAAUAAGAACACCUUUUAUUAAUGAGUGGGUCAUUCCUGGUGCAGGUAGGACUUUCCUUUAGCCAGAAUGAAUGGCAAACUCUGUUUAGAGCAGAAUUAAGUAUUAAGAAAACCCUAGGAACUCUUAAUCAACAUUUAUUAUACUUUCACUGAGGCAAACCAUGUGAAAGCACCUUGGGGAAGUUGACCCAUAUCUUACUGAGUUGAUCAGAUUUCUUGGGUGGGCUGGAAAUUUUCAGCUGUUGUAUAUUUUAAAGUAAAUUGCACCUUUGUAACAUAUUGUAUUGACGAAUGAUCACUAAGAUUAACUCUAUCUAUACAGUCAUUAGUUUGACAAGAAAUAGAAUCCUGUCAGAUGCCAAAGAGUUGGGAUUUUUACGUUUAAUGAUUAAACACCGUUAUUUAUUGAUGAUUUACCCUGUGGAACUGUAUUAUUUCUAACUAUGAAAUAAAAGGGUGAUGUAAACACA